AUGGAGAUCUCGGUACCGCUGAACCUCAUGCCGCAGUCUCGGCCGCCACCCACAACUGCACCAUCUAGGCGGCGAGACGCAGGACCAGCGCCACGUCGUUUCAACACCGCUGCCCCUGCGAUCUCUCAACAGGCAUUACAGACCCGAAACUUGACACCGCCACGAUCUAUGUACAUGGGGCCCAAGCCACCUAAGAAGGCGCAUACAAAUUCGUGGAGAAUGACACGCGAGUUCGACGAGACUUUUCGAUCAUACAACCAACGAGGGAUAUCCAAACCUGAGCCUGCAACUGUUCCUGAGACUCAGCUUUACGGGCAGGGACCAAUUCGACAGCGUGAGCUACUGCAGAGGACCCAACCCGACCUGAGCAGAGGACUCGCCAGCAUGGAUGACUCGAGAGUGACCGUGCAUAUCGGACUUGAUCCCGACCAUGCGAUCCGAAGGCCAUGGACGCCAGAUUACAGCAGACCUUCGAGUCCGAACAAGGAGGAAAAGUCCGUACCAACAGAGGCCCAGAGACCACCGACACCGCCGGAGUUUCCAGAUACGAAUCGACUUGAAUAUUCUCCAGAGUGGAUCACCGAGGAACCAAGGGAUAUGGUUGGGAGAGAAUCUCAUAACACAGAUCCAGACUAUGACAUUUACGCCUCCAAGGACGACCCAUCUAACGAGACGGUCCCAGCUGCAGAGACUAUAACGGUGGAGGACGCUGAGGCUUCAAUGUUCGAGAGGCCACGGCAAGUGCCAUACAACCACCGAGAGACCAUGUCUGUCGUGAAGGAAGAUAUCAGCUUUUUCAUGUCCCUCGUAGGUGGUGCGGAACCGCCGCCGGCAACGGUCGAGACGCAAACCAUCAUCGCGGAGGAGCAAGAUGACCGCAGGCGGAGUGAGGAUGAAGAACUUCGAGAGUCAUCUUCACGACGACAGGAGGAACUGGAGACUACGCAGAGUGAUUUGGACUUCUGGUUGUCACUUAUGCAGAGGAGAUAA
Molecule: messenger RNA, 990 nt
Organism: Cryphonectria parasitica EP155
Lineage: Eukaryota; Fungi; Ascomycota; Sordariomycetes; Diaporthales; Cryphonectriaceae
Exons: 1
Coding region: 1-990 (329 amino acids)
Source: RefSeq, a predicted model, not a curated record